CUUCCAGUGCGCACGCCUAAAAAUUGCACGAUGUGCUCAACCAUGGAUACCUAACACUGUGUUAAUAAUUGUUUUAUCGUCGUGUAUCUUGGCUGUUUAGAAUAUGUUUCGCUCGAAACAAAAUAAACGAGAUCUUUCAAUGAUUUGUCGGCACGUGGCUUGACAGGGCAGGGCUCGACAUCCUCGAAAAUACAAAUAUCUUCAAAUGCUCGAAUCUUAAAUUAUGAGAAGCAAUCUCUGAAAAUAUGAAUAUGCCGGAAGAAGAUUACGUGGAAAAGACGUUCACUUAUCAAUUUCCAACAUGCUCCACGAAUCAAAAAUAUCUGCUGGAAAUCCCAUUGAAAAUACCGUAUCAUGGCUCGGUGAAGGAACUCACUCACCGUAUAAUGUCCUCCUUCAAAUUACCAUGCUACGUGGAAACAGAUUUGUUGCAAACAUUGGAACGGACCAUCGAAAUGUUGACGCUAGAAUUUUACGACGAGAAAUCAGAGAAAGCUAUCGAGAACGCAAAAUCAGGAACGUUGGAUAUCGAAGAUAUCAUUAAGAAUUGGGAAAAGAUCUACAAGCAAAAGACAACGGAAUAUGCCGAUCCCAUGGGAACGACAGACGAGGAAUUAUUCGCUGCCGCGUAUCACAGAUUGGUACAUUCGCCUUCGUUGGAACCAAUUCUUCAAGCAGAGCAUAAGUUCGGAAGAGACGUGACCGAAGUAAUUCAGAUGAAAGAUACGCAGUACGAGCAACUCACUCAGAAGCAAACCGAGGAGAUGCGAGUUGCCGUCGAAGACCUUGAGACCGGUUCCACGGAGGAAAAAUCUAUAAACGAGAUGGCUGGUCGACAUUUCGAGGAACAAAGUCUAUUGCAAGGCCACUGGGGAUCAAGGGUCGACGCGUUGAAAUUGGAACAAAGACGACAAUAUCGCAACUGGAUCAUGAGGUUACUGGAAGAGCAGCAAACUAAUAUGCCACCGACUCCAGUGGGUUCUCCGAUGCUGUCGAUGCCACCGAUGCGCCGGGCGUUAGAGAACUUCGUUCACAGUGAAGAAAAGAACACCGCGGACUAUCCUAUUUUGGAGGAGAGUUUUACGAUACACUUGGGUUCUCAGAUGAAGCAGAUGCACAAUAUAAGAAUAUUAACGGGCGACGUUUUAGAUUUCUGUAGGACGAAAAAGAGCGAGUCCGGAAUGGAUCCGACGCCGCAAAGAUUGCAGACGGCUUUAGGAUUGUAUUCCAACGACUUGUGCGGAUUAGUCCUAUUAAGCGACAAUCAUUUGGGAACUUACUCAGGGACAACUAAAGAAUUAUGCUCGAUAUGUCAAUUAACUACGGAGUUUCAUUUUCCUCCUAUCGACGAACAGUUGGAGAAAAUUCGGGAGGACGUGAAGGAUGCCAUUGCCUGGAGGCAAGCGCAUCACAAGGAAGUAAACGAAUCGCAGACGAAAAGAUCGACGGGUAGCAAGAGCCUGCAAACGGGCGACGUUUAUAUCACAAGACAUUCAAAUCUAGCUCAGGUCCAUGUAAUUUUCCAUAUGGUCGUGAACGAUUCGUUACGAUCUGGCGAUAUCAACUCGAGGCAUCCGGCAAUCUUAGGCCUGCGAAAUAUUUUGAAAACUGCUUGUUGCAACGACGUAACUACGCUGACUAUCCCUGUUCUUCUCGUUCACGAAAUGUCAGAGGAUAUGACUGUGGCUUGGUGUACAAAAAGAGCAGAACUGGUUUUCAAAUGCGUGAAAGGGUUCAUGAUAGAAAUGGCAUCUUGGGGCGGUGCCGAAUUGAAGAAUUUACAAUUCCUAGUACCGAAGGGUAUGUCGGAGGAAGUGUUCGGUACUCUAGCUACGAUGCUACCGAGCAUAUUCCGUGUCUCGAAUCCGUUGGUGUUCAAAGCGACGAGUACACCUCAGACACCAAAGAAGUGA
Molecule: messenger RNA, 1913 nt
Organism: Ceratina calcarata
Lineage: Eukaryota; Metazoa; Arthropoda; Insecta; Hymenoptera; Apidae
Product: protein C12orf4 homolog
Exons: 10
Coding region: 246-1913 (555 amino acids)
Cellular component (GO): cytoplasm
Source: RefSeq, a predicted model, not a curated record